AUGGCACCAAAGGCUGCUAUUACACUAGCCAUCGCGUUUUCUGCCAUUUUGACAUCGGCAGCAACUAUUGAUAAGAGAAUUAUCCAAGGAGAAGAUGCCAAAGAUGGUGAAAUAAAAUUCAUCGUCAGUCUUCGCGAUGAGAAUAGGACUCAUCAAUGCGGAGGUAGUCUGUUAGACGGCCAUACCGUUCUUACCGCUGCUCAUUGCGUAGAAGACGCAGAACUGGUCUCUGUGACGGCUGGAACAGUGGACGUCAAGACGGCUGGAGUAGAAGCAAAAAUCGCGUCUUUCAAGAAGCACCCUGAUUUCAUGGUACCUGAAGUUCUGUACCCUCAAGACCCUUGGUAUGAACAUGAUAUUGCUAUCGUGAAAUUAUCAACUCCGAUUAAUGAGAGCAACACCAUUGAGUAUGCGUCGCUGCCUCCAACCGGCUCGGAUGCCAUGGUCAAUUCCACUGCGAUGGCUGCAGGCUGGGGCCGACAAACCCCAUUUUCUGUAGCCAACAACCCAAACCUAACACACACAGCAGCUAAAAUACUUGGCAAGGUUGUUCUUCUUAUUCACGCACGCGAGGACUGUGCCAAGUACGAGGGGGUAGGUGAUAGAGAUACCAUAAUAUGCGCUGGUGGAGAAGGCGAGAAUACAUGCAAGGGGGAUAGUGGUGGCCCUCUUUUUGACCCGAAAACAGGACAGUUACUCGGCGUCACGUCGUUGGGCACAAAGAUAAAUGGGGAGCAGUGCAAUCGGGCCCCCAGCCUGUUUACCAGAAUCGGCAGCUACAUCGACUUCAUCAACAAAAAUCUUGGGUCUGAUUCCGGUUCUGUUCCUGAAUACCAACCAGUCGAUCUUCAGAAGCCGGAGAAGCUACAUGACAAGCUAAGUGCCCUAUUCGAGUGUGUUUCCAGAAAAGUCGACCCGAAAGACACAGACAAUACAGCCCGCGAAAAGGCCUGGAAAGAGUGUGUGAAGCAACAGAGAAUCCAGAAUCUCUAG
Metarhizium robertsii ARSEF 23 is the source of this 993-nucleotide messenger RNA. RefSeq names its product chymotrypsin B1. Gene Ontology annotation, biological process: proteolysis. The record is from RefSeq and is a predicted model, not a curated record. Gene Ontology annotation, molecular function: serine-type endopeptidase activity. The coding region runs from base 1 to 993 and encodes 330 amino acids. NCBI's taxonomy places the organism in Eukaryota, Fungi, Ascomycota, Sordariomycetes, Hypocreales, Clavicipitaceae. The transcript has 3 exons.